Messenger RNA from Sporisorium graminicola, 3198 nucleotides. RefSeq lists its product as uncharacterized. Bases 1 to 3198 code for a protein of 1065 amino acids. Gene Ontology annotation, molecular function: DNA-binding transcription factor activity, RNA polymerase II-specific; RNA polymerase II cis-regulatory region sequence-specific DNA binding; zinc ion binding. The record is from RefSeq and is a predicted model, not a curated record. The transcript has a single exon. Gene Ontology annotation, biological process: negative regulation of transcription by RNA polymerase II; positive regulation of transcription by RNA polymerase II. Lineage: Eukaryota; Fungi; Basidiomycota; Ustilaginomycetes; Ustilaginales; Ustilaginaceae.
AUGGUUCUCCCUCCCGUCAAGAUCGCCUCGCGUCCUUCGUCCCCCACUUCUUCUCAUCACCAACCACCAUACGCCUCGACGUCGUCAUCGUCCUCCUCCCAUCCACCUCGCAUCGCAGCUCGCCCCAUUGCUCCGGCUGAUCGCUCCCCAGAUCGCCUCUCUCAGCACUCGCGAACCGGCUCCAUCCACGAAGCUGACGGCUUGCCGCACAUUCGUCCACGAGGCUCGCGGCUACCAUCGCCUUCUGGUCACGCAUCAUCUUCUCAUCACGACGCUUCAGCAGCAGCACCGACAAGGAGUACGGCUCGCAGUCUCUUUCGCGAUCCACGAGCCUUUCAUCCUGCUGGCCGUUCACAGUCGCCCAUCGCUGCCUUUCGAAACCGAUCGCAGAGCUCGGAGAGGUCACAUCUCGGUCCUUCUCGAUCGCAACCCAACAGUCCGCUGCUGCAUCCCUCGUCGUUCCGCCAUCCCCACGAAUCGACCGGCAUCCACCUCCCUCCCAUCUCUUCUCUGUCGAGAGAGGUGACCACCGACCAUUCAGACGCUCUUGCGCAUCGUCGCCGCACGCCAAACACCUCACCUCGCCCUUCAGCACGCUUGCAUAUGGGCAACACCUUCGCUGAUUCGAGCCCAGCUCCUGACAUGGGUAGCCCCGCCACCAUGCGUCACGAUUACCCCGCUUACCGUCACGAGCGUGCGGGCGAAGAUCGUGCCAAGCCGCAGCACUAUGCCGAAGAGCAUCCUCGAGCCAUCGCGCCCGCUCCCAGAGCAAGCUACGAGCACGAUCCGCGCGGUAUACCGUACCGUGAGAGCCACCUUACUUCUUCGCGAUCCAACGAGGCCGCUCACCAGCCGAACGGCGCUAGACGCACUAAUAGCCCACAGCAAGUGCCCCGCGAGUCGUACGACCCGGAAGGCGCCAUGUCGCCUCGUUCUGCACAGAACGCGGGCAUGAGGUGUUCCAACUGCGGCGUCACAUCCACUCCACUCUGGAGAAGGGCUCCGGACGGAAGCACCAUAUGUAAUGCUUGCGGUCUCUACAUCAAGUCGCAUAGCAUGCACCGCUCUACUCCCAGUCGUCCCGGCGGAGCAGAUGCAAGCCCACCCACCAGUGAAACGCCGCUUGCCGCCGCCGCUCCCAGAUGCUCCCGAGAGGACGAUCCCAAAUCUGGGUCCUGUCCCGGCGAUGGUCUCUGCAACGGCACCGGCGGAACUGCAAGCUGCAGCGGCUGCCCAGCCUACAACAACAAUCUGUCUCACGCCCUCAAAGCGAGCAAGCGCGAACCACGCGCUAGCGAAGACACCUCGCCCACUCGCCCGGUAGAGAGGGUGGCUACGCCGGCCGACGACAAGAAGGAGGAUGACAAGAGCGCCGUGGGGGCCCUCCGCUGCACCAAUUGUCAGACCACCACCACUCCCUUGUGGAGACGUGACGAGGAUGGCAACAACAUCUGCAAUGCUUGCGGUCUCUACCACAAGCUGCACGGCACGCAUCGCCCGAUUGGCAUGAAGAAGACUGUCAUCAAACGCAGAAAACGCAUCCCUGCCAACGCGGCCGCACAGGCCGCUAACCAUCCGGACGUUGUGCCCGUUCAGAUCAACGCCAACGGUCAGCCUGUGAUUGCACCCGCUGCUGGCCGAGCAGGCGGCGAUUCGACGCCCACUCCUUCUGAAGGCAAGCGCGCAUCUAAAAAGGCCUCGGCUUCGACGUCGGAGCAAGUCAUGCGCGAGGCCCGCGAUCGCGAGGCCGCCAUGCUCUUGAUGGAGGUCGGCGCCGGCGCCAGAUCGCGCCCCUCGAUGCACGAGGAGGACCGUCUUCACCAGAGCGGUUUGGCCUCGACUUCGAUGCAUCACGACAUGCACUCUGCCAAGACGAGUGCAGACUCGAAUCGCCUGUCGCACGCAGACGAGUCUCGAGCCACCAAGCGACCUCGCAAGUCGUAUCCGUUGGCUCCUCGUGAUGCGUACGAUGAACACGAUACCUCUCCCAACGCAUCUGCAGCCUUUGCAGAGGCUCAUGCAGGCAGCCUCCCGAGGUCGCAGCGAUCGCCGGUCCAUGCCUCCUCCGACAGGACUGGCCGCUCCGAUGUCCACCAUGAGGCGCUCCACGGCUCUAGCAUCGCAGCCGAGCACGCAGCACGCACUGGCGCUUCGGAGACCACGCGGCCUAGCUCGACUGUACCGCAUCACCAUCAUCACCAUCACCAUCAUCAUGCCAACCACGCAACGCACGCUGCUCACCAUGGACACCAUCACCACCACCAUCACCCCGUUGCGGUGAGUGGCAGCGCUCACGGACACGCAGUCCAAGCAUCUAGUGGGGGCGUCAAGCUGGGCGAGUUCGAGCGACUGAGAGACGAGCUGCUGUUCGAGCGUAGACGUCUCGACGAAAUGAUUCACCGUGCCGAGGCUUUCCUCGCCUCGGCUCGCCAGGGCAACUACGCAGUCGAGGUGGCCGCUGCGCCCGUCAGUGCGCUGCACAACGGUCACCGAGCUUCUCGCGAGUCUCCUCCUCAGGUUGGUUCCGCUCGAGGCAGUCCUGGCGUGAGCAGCCGUGGCGCUCGAGCCGGCGACGCACCCGUCAAAGAGGAAGUUGCCGAUGUUGCCUCGCGACGCUCGCAAGGAUACGACAAUGGCAGCUCGUCGAGCGAAAGGGACGAGCUCGAGUCUCCGCCUCCUCCUGCCCUGCAUUCGCACCGACCACCAGCGUCUCGACCGUUACUCGCGUCGUCGGAGGUACAGCCUAGCUCGCGACGCAACAGCUUUGAGCAGAGGAUGGCAUCGCUUCCGGUGAUGGACGCGGUACCUCUGAAGCGUAAUUCACCCCCGAGUACGCUCUCGACGGCGGCCGAGAGCCGCUCGCUCUCUGCAGCGCCAUCGGUCGCGCGCAAGGCGACUGCGUGGGGCAUUGAUGCACGAACCACGCCCGUGGCAUCGGCCAGGCCCGGUGACAAGCGCGGUCGUGCCGAGGACAUGGACGAGGACGAGGACCACUGGAAUUGGGAUAACCUGUAUGGUAAAGCCAAGCUGGAGAAGGCAGGUGACUGGCGCGGCUUUGCGCGACCUGCUGAGCAGGACCAUCGCGGACAGUCGAGGAGCAAUGGUGGCAGCGUCCGAAGAGAGACGCCGAUGAACGUCGCAUCCAGAAUGCCGACCGCUUCCAGCCCUCCCAAAACGGUCAGCACACCGCGGACCUAA